UAUACAUUAAUAAUAUCGAAUAAUAAACAUAACCAAUAACAUUAUAGAUUUACACAAUAUAUAACACUAAAAUGUAAAUUAUAUCUUUGAAAGUUUUGCGAUGGUAUCUGUUAUAUAUUAAUAAAAUGAACCGUGCGGGUGAAAAAUCUAGUUAUAAUUAAUUAACUUACGAAAUAGAGAUUUUGUAAUAGAGAUUUUCUUACGAAGUUUUAUGUAUAGAAUACAUUACAAGCUUUUAUUUUAACUCACCUACGAAAUCUUCACAUGAAAUUAUAAAGCUCUAGCUGCGGAGAAGAAAUAAUAACUGGCACUUGUCCCUACUCCCUAGCUUAGGAAGAUUAUAGGUAUCAGACUUAUUGAAUUCAAUUUUUUUUUUUAUAAAGCUCGACAACAGAAAACAUACGUAGGGUCAUAAUAAAAACGAGUGUUGCUCCAAGCUCCUCGACCUUUUCAAGUUUACAGCGUACUAGUAAUUAAGUAGGCUCAUUUAUAUGUUCCAUCAUAUUUUUUUUUUUGAUAAGUAUAUAUGUUCCAUCAUAUUCAUAAAAACCCUUCUUUCAAUAGAGAUAAUCAGUUAAUGACAGUGUACCAUUUCCACCAAAUUAAGUAUAGUAGUCAACUAAAAGUUGUUGAUUAUAUAUACACAAAUUUAUGGGUAGUUCGCAGUUGGAACUACCUUCUUUCUAGUUGUGACGGUGUUAUAAGUUAAAGAAUCCUUUUCGUUCUAAAACUUUCAAGAAUCAAUUAACAAUUUUUUUUUUUACUGAAGUUAAAAGCGGAGAUGCGGGGGACACCAGAUAAUUUCUCUUUCUAGAUGAUGCUAAAACAUCUGAAGAUUAGGGGUGGACAGACAGACACCAUCAUUUUAGUAUCUGUAUUUUUUUUUAUUAAUUAGUUUUAGCACCUGCCCUUUUGGAAGACAAUACUAAUAACUAGUUCAUUUCCGAGUUUCUAAUAAAGUCUUGGACAUAAUCUCAUUUUUGUUGGUUAAACAACUUAAGUAGCCGUAGAAUAAAACAACUUAAGUCCACCAUGAAUCGCUAGAGAAGAGGUGCGAGACUGUGAGUAUCUAUGUUUGGUUCAAUUUUAAUGAUGAUUAUAAUGUUGAUCAUUUAAUUAUUUUGCUAAUGGUGAUUAUAGUUUUUAUGAUUACUGACUUUAGUAUUUCAAGUCUAACAAAGACUAUAGUAAUAGUCUAAUAGAAUAGACCAACUCAGUGGCAGAUUUAAAAAAUAUUUUAAGUGGGAGCAUAAAUUAAUUAAUAUUUUUAUUUAAUAAUAUUAUAUAAAUAUGUUUUAUAUUUUUCAAUAAGAAUACAUUUUAAAGAAAAAUAAAUUAAUAUCACUAAAACUAAAUGAAGAAAAAGAGUGAAUUUACUAACAAAACAAAAUUAAAGAACUACUGGAACUGAAAAUAUUUGAAAACAAGGCUUUUUAAUGAAAAGAUCUUCUUCUUUUUUAACACUAAUGAAAAGAACUUAGGAAUAAAAAGACCUAGAAGAAAAUAAUAUCAGGAAAAGAAUGAAAAUAACACCUGGCUAAAAAGAAAUCAGAAAGAGGAACGAAGAAAACAAGGGUAAUUAAGAGGGCGGAAAGGAAUUGAACGUUGGUUCAAUGGGGGCAGAAAAAGGGUUUUAUCCAACUGGGCUGUAAAAUACUUACUUAACAAUUCAAACGUAAUUAAAUUCACUUAUAAAUUUUAUUGGGGGAAGCUGCAUCCCUGCUGGGUAACUUAGAUCCGCCCCUGGAUCAACUGAAUGUAUAUUGCUCUUAAAUUAAUGCAGAAGUUUUUUUUUGAGAAAAAAAUAAAUGCAGAAGUUGUUAGCAUGAUUAACGGGGUUAUUAGGGUAGUGUUCUUACUGAAAUAUAAGAAAUCGUCUCUUAACUUUUAACUAAAAAAAAGUUAAGAAUCGGUUCUUAAAUAAGAUAUUUAAGAACCUGUUCUUAACUUUUUAGUUAAAAGUUAAGAGACGGUUUCUUAUAUUCCGUUAAAAAUUAUAUACUAAAAACCCUUAUUAAUCAUGCUCUUAUAUAUCUUUUCGUGCACCUGGGUAUUUAUAGCUACGUCAUUGCGAUUUGCGGCAACAUCUUUGCAAGUAGAAAAACAAAUAUAUAUUUUUUAUAAAUGUUUUUGUGUUACUACUUUGAUCUAAUAUUAAAUAACUUUUUAUUAUAUAAACAAAACAUGUAGUCGAUCACAUUUACUUAUGACUGAGUUUUUUUUUUGAUAAAACCUUUAACUGUUAGUUUAGCUGUACGUAUUAAGCUUGACAAAAACUAUAAUGCUACGUAUCAAAUACAUACGAGACACAAGAAAAUCCCAUCUUCAUAAAAAAUAAUUACCAAGAGCCUAAACUCUUUGUAUGAUGAAGUCUAAGACCAAUAAAUAAGUGUUGGUGAACCAUCAAAUCUUCCUCUUAUUCAUAAAGAUGAACGAAAAGAGGCUCAUGCUUCAUCUUAUUAUAUAAACCCCAUCAAACCUACUCAUUUUUGGCUCUGAUCUAAAUAUAAAGAACCACACAUAAUCUAUCAAUGAGUUUUCAAAUAUUAUGGCUCUGUCGCAUUAUUCUCAUCGUAACAUUCAUCUCCCAUGGCUCGUCUUUUCCAGAUCAAGUUGGGUAUUAUAGUUUUAUGAAAGAUGCAACAUUCGCACCAAUGUUCGCUCGCUUCGAUUACAUUGUCAUCGGAGGAGGAACCUCCGGUUGUGCCUUAGCCGCAACACUCUCUCAAAACGCUACAGUUUUGGUUCUUGAACGCGGCGGCUCGCCUCACGAUAACCCGACGGCAACUGAUAUCGGAAACUUCGCCACAACACUCUCAAACACAUCACCUAAAUCGUGGUCGCAGCUCUUCGUAUCCGAAGACGGCGUCUACAACACACGUGCGCGCGUCCUCGGUGGAGGCUCGGUGCUAAACGCUGGAUUCUACACGCGUGCGGGGGAUGACUACGUGAAGGAGGCCGACUGGAUGAGCGAUGAAGUGGAAGCUGCUUACGAGUGGGUUGAGAAGAAAGUAGCGUUUAAACCGCCGAUGUUGGGAUGGCAAACCGCGUUGAAGGACGGGCUUUUGGAGGUUGGAGAGUUUCCUUACAACGGUUUCACGUACGAUCAUAUCAACGGGACCAAGAUCGGUGGUACAAUCUUUGAUGAUGCCGGUCAAAGACAUACGGCGGCGAACCUGUUGGAGUAUUCUAAUCCGAACAGCAUUGCUGUCUAUUUGCAUGCUACUGUUCACAAGAUCCUCUUCACCACCAAAGGAAGGCCAAGGCCAAAAUCAUACGGAGUGAUAUUUCAAGACGCAAAUGGAGUGUUACACAAAGCGGAGCUGGCGAAAAACACAAUGAACGAGGUGAUUUUGUCGGCGGGUGCCAUUGGGAGCCCGCAGCUGUUGAUGCUUAGCGGUGUGGGUCCUAUGGCUCAUCUUGUGGCUCACGGGAUUAAACCGGUGGUCUUAGACCAUCCAAUGGUCGGGCAAGGGAUGGCAGAUAAUCCGAUGAAUGCCAUCUUUAUUCCUUCUCCUACGUCCGUAGAAGUUUCUCUAAUACAAGUCGUUGGGAUCACAAAGUUUGAUAGCUACAUCGAAGGAGCUAGUGGUGUAAUCUUCUCUUAUAGUUGGACUCGUAAUUUUUUCGAUGGCGUUUUGAAUUAUCUUAACGAGAUAAGCCGUACUACCACUUCCACUUCACUCUCGACUCAGUCCAUCACCGACUUUUUUAAAUCCAUAAAUCCAUUAUUAAAUGCAACCAUAAAAGCUGGUUUAAUCCUCCAGAAAGUCGCGGGACCAGUCUCUAGAGGUCACUUGGAGCUAAGGAACAUAAACCCAAAUGAUAAUCCUUCAGUGAGAUUUAAUUACUAUCAGGAGGCAGAGGAUCUAGAGAAAUGUGUUGAAGGGAUUUCAACUAUCAUUAAAGUGAUUAACUCGAAGGCAUUUUCCAAAUUCAAAUACCCGGAAGCGACCAUACAUGGCUUGCUCGAUCUAAUACGGAGCGUUCCAACUAAUCUGAGACCGAGGCAUGCAACCUCGGUGCUUAAUUUAAAACAGUUUUGCAUCGACACUGUGAUGAGCAUUUGGCAUUACCACGGAGGUUGCCAAGUUGGAAGAGUGGUAGACAAGAAUUACAAAGUUUUAGGUAUUCAUGGUUUAAGGGUUAUCGAUGGAUCAACAUUUCUCAAGUCUCCGGGGACUAAUCCUCAAGCUACGAUUAUGAUGCUUGGAAGGUAUAUGGGACAAAAGAUUCUUCGAGAGAGGGAUGCUUUCCACAAUAGGAACGAAGAAACAUGAGAUAUUACUUUUGAGAUAUAUGCUAAAAGAAUCAUGGACUUGAAUUAUUUUAAUCAAUGUAUGAUGAGCUAAAAUAGUCUGAACGUGUACAUCAAUCCAUGUUCUGUUUCUAUUAUGUAUAAUAAUGGGGGAAUCUUUGAAAUUCAGAUGGUUAGUGUGCAUAGUAUAUGCUUUGAUUUUAAUCUUGCCUAUUACACUUUCAAAGAAGUGGCUUGGAAAGUGAAGCAUCUUCUAUAUGUGAGGAUAAUACUUAGAGCAUAUGCGGUUGUUCGAAUGGUUUAUUCUUGGUUAUAUAAAUUGCAUAGACGUUGUUACAAAAAUCUCAGGAGAAAAUUAUUAGAUGAAAGAAACGAGUGAAAGGGAAACUCAACAUUGGCAAGGAAACUAUAAUCAGUGAGACAAUAUUAUUGCUCACAAGAUUGAAGUUGAGUCUUUGCCAAAGGAGGGUUGCCCUUUUACUGUUUUAUCUUUUGAGUGUGUUCAUUGUAAAUUUGCAAAUUGUUACGUAUGAUUAUCCAUAUAAUCCCACGUAGUAGGACACUUUUCCACUCCAAGUUAAUUUUGUACAUCAUCACCUUCUUGUUUUGUCUUUUACUACAUAUGAGACCGACCUAUUGUGCUAUAAAUAGCACUCAUCCUCUUUACUUUAUACGUACAACAAGAAGAAGAGUUUAUAAUCAAAAGAAUCAUUUGCUCUCAUCUCUCAUUACUCUCCAGCAUAAAUAUAUAUAUAUAUAUAUAUAUAUAUAUAUAUAUAUAUAUAUAUAUAUAUAUAUAUAUAUAUAUAAAAGCAAAGCUAUAGUUAUUUGUUUACUCUUUUUUAUUUACAACACGUUAUCAGCACGAAGCUCUGACCAACUGAGGUUUAUUAAUCCGAAAGUUUUCAAACCAGUCGAAGUAAUGUUUAAAUUUAUGUGUUCAAUAAAAUUAAUUUAUUUAAAUUUUAUUAUUAUUCCGGAGUUAGAGGCUAGGCCUUCUCCGUUUAUUAUUCGGGAUGAUAGGUGUUACUUUUCCCGACUGAUCGUUAUGGUAGGCUAUUCCUUCACGAUCAGAGAAACACGUGGAAGGCUUUGCCUCCAUAAAUAAAAAGAAAAGGUCAAAAAUGGUAGACUAAGUCUCCUCGGACCUUGAAAAAAGUAAAAGUCAAAAUGGUAGACCAUGUCUCCUCGGACUUUAAAAAAUGAUCAAUAUGGUAGUCUAUGACUCCUCGGAUCAUGUGGUAGGCUGAGCCUCCCGAUUUAUUUAUGCUAUUUAAAUUUAAGCAUUUAUUUUAUGCCUUUAAUUUCUGCGUUUAAAUUCUCGUCUUUAUUAUAUUAUUAUUCUAUGAAUACGGUUAUCAUGUCAAAUUUGACAAAGCUCAAAAUAGAUGCCCUUGAUAUUACGAGAAAUAAUUAUAAGACUUGGGCAGUGGGUGCAAAGAUGCACGUGAGAGAAAAUGAGCUUUGAGAAAUCAUUGAUAAGUUGAAAACUAUAUCGGAUGAGAAAAAGAAAAGCUAUGAUAUUUACACCAAUUCAAUGAUGGUUUAAAAGAUGAAGUGUAACAUGAGAAAAGAUCUAGAAGAUCUUUGAUGAUUAAAUCCUUGAAAGAAAGGAUCGGAGUUAAUGUAAAUCUUCCGAAUAAACUGGAAAAAAA
This is a messenger RNA of Brassica rapa (field mustard), 5913 nucleotides long. RefSeq names its product protein HOTHEAD-like. Gene Ontology annotation, molecular function: oxidoreductase activity, acting on CH-OH group of donors; flavin adenine dinucleotide binding. NCBI's taxonomy places the organism in Eukaryota, Viridiplantae, Streptophyta, Magnoliopsida, Brassicales, Brassicaceae. The record is from RefSeq and is a predicted model, not a curated record.